AUGCAGGCUUCCAGAGCUGAACCCAAGAAUGAACAUCCUUAUGAUCACCUACAGUUAUUCACUAUCCAGUCUUCACUGUCCGAAGGCCUAGCAGGAAACCAAAUUUACCAUGAAAACGAUGAAAGAAGACGACAACAACCUCCGGAAAAUAUUGCUAUAAGUCGUCAUAUGUUAUCCGCUAUGAUAGCUUUUCUGGCCUUAUCCUUCUUGACAAUGGUUGCUACAUUGAUUUUAACUAUAAGGAUGAUGCCUACAGGAGCAAGUGAAACGAAAGGUAAUUUUUAGAUACUAAUUUGAAGUGAUUUUCUGUAACUCUGGCAGGCUCAAAGUUCGAAUUAAAAUUAGAUUCGAGUUUUACCCCUAUACCCCGAUACUUCGAUUCCGCUAAUUCUUGGUAUGUAGUCUUGAAAUGGUGUCCUAAAACUGAAUUGAUAUUGAUUUAUUCGCUUUGAAUUCUCUUAUCUUUACUUUGAAAGAUAUCGAGAGGAGUCUUCGAGGAACCGCAGUAAUCCCUCUUAAGGCAUUAAUUGAGGCUUUUUCGCUGAAAAUAAUCUAAUCAUUACUGAUACAGCUGGAAAAGACUAUCCUGCACUUUAAAUCUACUAACAUUAGCAUGAAAACAGUUAAGUCUAUGAUACGAACGACUUAAACGCCAAACAGCAUAUUUUAGGUACUUAGAAUGUAUCGCCCAAUGUAAGGUAAUCGGGAUUCUGGAAUCCGGGAAAUUUUUGCGUUUGGAAUCCGAAAUAGGAAUUCAUAGCGGAUGAGGAAGCGUAAUUGGUAAUUGAGAGCUUGCUCGCAGGCUAUGUACGUAAUUGGCAAUAUAAAUAACAAAAUGAAAUGGACAGCCAUCAACGACGACACAGCCCCUUUUUUACGCGUUUCUCUCUUGCCGGUUUAAACUUCCCGCGUGCCUCUAUAACUCGUUUGACCCUCAGGAUAAGCGUGAACCAGUUCUUCCUUGAUUAUAGCGGGGUGUUUACCCUGUAGCAAACCCAAAAAGUGCUUCUUCUUCUACCAUAUAUGUCUCUGGUCAAAUUGGUAUUAGAUGCUUUAAUGUCAACUCAUUAUUUAUCUGUUACGCAGGUAUGGCUGAGGUAAAACAACAGCUGAUCGAGUUAAGACAUGAAAUAAAAGCUUCGAAAGUAAAUCAAACUGGAGGAGAAAGUAGAGUGUUUGAUAAAGGUAGGGUGAAGCCAACUUGCAGAAAGUAAAGAGUAGAAGUUGUAACCAAACUGAUCACUCCUUUUCCGAAAGCAUAUUUAUCUUGAAGAGAAAAUUAAUUUUAUGUAGUAAUAGUCAUUGAUAUAGGUUGCAAGUUUUAUGAAGUUCUGUGAAGGAAUGAGUGUCUUAAUUGCUUGAUAGGAGAACCCGAGGUGGUCCCGUUACGUUUCAUUAGAAAGGGGUUGUAUCAUGAGAAUUCUACCAAUUCUAGCGUAAGAUUACCCUACAAUCAUGGAAAAAAGUCUUGGGACAAGUUUGUUCUUGUAACACUUUUUUUACACACACAAACGCACCCCCCCACCCCCCCCCCCCACACACACACCAAACAAACAGUCGCUCGCGAAUAAACCUAGACUUGCUCAGCCCGUCCCCCUACCUACAAUGUGGGCCAUUCUACACCAACGCAUGUUGGAAAGGGUACGUAGCAUUGCUUGUUCAAACUUCAGUUGUAAAAUAUAUACACUAGAAAUACGUGUCUCCUAAACCCUCGCGAAACUCAGUGUGCCACUUAAGUUAAACUUGCUUGACGGGGUUGGAGAUAUUUAUUGAGCCUACUCUUGUUUCUGCAUCGCGGUGCGAAGCUCGCACGUUCCACGCGCGAGUUAGGAACCUCGGCUACGCGAGGGCCUUCCAUUCUCUCUCCGCGAGGAGUAAUUCAUGGCUUAACCUUGUCGUCAUAAGGAUUUUUGGAUACAAUUGUAGAAUUAAACUACUUACACUCGUUGAUGCAAAAAUGGCCCCUCCUGCCUCUAAACAUAAGCGUGCGGGAAGCGCAAGAAAUUGAAUUUGACUUAAUUCUGACUGUCCUGAAUGGUGCAUUAGUUGCAGCGUUAUUGGUCGUCUGUCGGUUAUUGGCUGUGAGGACUCUAAUUUCAAUCCAUCUUUUGUCACAGUUACAACGGUCGUUUUAUUGUUAUUCAAAUUGUCAGUUGUCCAUUCACUCUACUGAAGCCAGUCUUGCUUGAGUCCGUUGAUAUAAGUCGUUUUGAAGGUGCCGGUAACUUCUGACUACGAUUCAGCCGCGUUUGUUCCCAGUUGGUAAAUCAGCUUUCUAAAGUGAAUCGUUGAUAGCAGUCUGAGUAAUACGUAAGGCAGGUCGUAGGGUCAGUGUCGAUUUGGUGGUUCGUCCGUAACUGGUGUUUAACAAUAUCAUCAUAUCCAUAAACAUCACGGCUUAACUGACAGAUGAACAACAACAUCACGACUUAAUUGACAAGCCAGAUCGAUAAACUACGUCUUUAACUAGAAAUAUGUGUAUCGCAAAACUUCGAGAGGCUCAGGCUCAUAAAAUGACAGGGAUGGGAGGGCGGGAGAGAAUUGGUGAAAUGUGAGGCUGAGGAGGGCGGGAUUCAACACUGGCUCUAAUAUGACUAAUAUUGGAACACUGUUGGAAGGUGAGAUGUACUUAAUCUCCUUUUGGUUGGACUAAAUUUGGACCCAGUUCUUUAACUAAAAGGAUCUUCUGGGAUUGAAAUGGGAUUGCUGUUGUCGAGGAAAGGUAGCCAAUGUUGCAUUAGUACCGUGUUCACCCCAUUUGACCCUUCUACAUGUGUAAUUAUAGUCAAAAGGAAAUGGGUGUGAUAGUGAAUAACUGCAAGCUAAUAUGCAGUUGCAUUUGCUUAAUAUUUGGGUUAGAUGCCAUCUCUAAUAAUAAGUGUAAUUAUAAUUCACUAUUUGUGAAGUCUGUCAGUAGUAGUGACUGGAUGAAAUGGUGGGAGAUUAUGGUGCGGUGAAAACAACAAGUAAAUGCUGGUAAUUGAAGGAAAAAAUAUAUUAUAUUGUUAAGUGAACUACAGCAAUGAGGGUGUUCGCACUUGUUUUAGUUCAUAAUCACACUUGACAACUAAUGUUUCUAAGUAACGGUAAUUAAGGUGCAAACAUAAUCACUGAAAUAGAAAUUACAUGUAGCAAUGUCUUAAGGGUGCAGUUCAUGAGAAUUAUGAAAGUGAUCAUGACUAUUAAACGCAAGAGUGAAUUAUAAAAUGUCCACGUACAAGUCAUGUUGAAGGUAGUCAGUUUUUCAAUUCUCAACAUGCAUGAGCUUGUUGAGACAUGGCUGCCAGAAGCAUAGUUUUUGAAAUUCCUAGACUGUUCAUGACAGCCAAAUGUACACUUUCCUGACCAAAUGAAUUGACAAUUUGUGCAGACAAUGGCUUCUAAACUCCGGUCAAAACCUCGUGUACUGGACACAAAUGACGUAAGACAAAAGACUUCUUUGUUGUCUGUUCAGGGAAAAAAUCUGCUUGGUACUGUUUCAUGGUAUUGGUUCUUUUGUUUUACGUCAUCUGUGUCGGGUACACGAAGUAAAUGACCAAACUCCCAUCACAGCCGGCCAUCCUCUCCACCCAUUUAUUACAUGAAUUUAUGUGCAGAAUGGAUAGAUCUUAUAGGAAACCCUAUAUCUGCUUGUCGUUUAAUUUCUUGAAACAAUAUUCUGCCAAUGGAACAUGUUUAACUUCUGUCAGUAUGUCUCCUCCCUCUGACUUCUUUGAAAGAGUUAAAUUUUCCCUGACUCAUAUUGUCAUACAUGUCGCACACUAAUAUUCUGAGGAGAUCCGAAAUACACAUGUUAUUUUGAUUUCUCAAUCUCACAAGCUCAUUUAAGUUUUGCACCCCCUUAUGACUACCACUCACUACUCACCCCACCCCCCCCCCCCCCCGAACGCACUCCCCAAAUUGGCAAUUAUUGCUUUUUUUGCUCUUCUCGUUGCCGUUGCCCAAGCUCCCUAUUGUUGUGAUCUGGUAAUUUUGCUACCACGGUAACGUGACGUCACACGUCUCCUCUCUAUUUUAAAUAAUUUUAAGGUCAUCUUUCCUGAACAGCUAAUAAGAACUGUGCUGAGCUAUACAAAGCUGGCAAAACAAUCAGCGGUGUGUACACAAUCGACCCUGAUGGUGAAGGUGCCUUUAAUGUGUUCUGUGAUCAAAAAACAUCCGGAGGAGGGUGGACAGUGUUCCAGAAGAGACUGAACGGCUCGGUUUCUUUUGACCGUUACUGGGAUGACUACAAAAAUGGGUUUGGUGACCUGAAUGGUGAGUUCUGGCUUGGACUGGACAAGAUUUACCGCCUGACGGAAAAGAAACGCGACCGCCUUCGAGUUGAUCUGGAGGACUUUACAUUGAGCACUGCUUACGCUGUAUAUAACAUGUUUGCAGUCAAAAACGAAACGACUAAAUACAAGCUCAGUCUAGGAACGUACUCAGGUAUCGUGCUUGGAAUGUAUUUAAUUUUGAUGUAUAAUAUUUUGUCUUCGUGUCUUAAUUAUUCGUUCAAAGCUUGUUUGUUAGCGGUUUCUUGACUUCUUGCAAACUUGAAAAUCUAGGAAGUUUCAAAAGGAGCUCAGUUACUUUUCCAAACGUAGCCCCCCUCUUGUACUUCAAUACUAGAUUAUAUUCAGGUAUUCUACUCUAAACAUUCCUUGUAAAAUGUCCUUGUAUCACUUCUAGGAACUGCUGGUGACUCAUUACGGGUGCAUCGUGGCUAUCCGUUUUCCACUAGAGACCGAGAUCAUGAUACUUCCAAAUCCAACUGCGCUUUGUAUUACCAAGGAGCCUGGUGGUACAGUAAGUGCCAUGAUUCAAACCUGAAUGGUUUGUAUUACAACGGUUCACAUUCAUAUAAAGGUCAAGGUAUCAUCUGGUAUACAUGGAAAGGACUUCAGUACUCUGUCAAGAGAGCUGAGAUGAAAAUCAGACCGACCGACUUUUAG
Molecule: messenger RNA, 4934 nt
Organism: Porites evermanni
Lineage: Eukaryota; Metazoa; Cnidaria; Anthozoa; Scleractinia; Poritidae
Source: the annotation of a GenBank genome assembly